Molecule: messenger RNA, 363 nt
Organism: Pelobates cultripes (western spadefoot toad)
Lineage: Eukaryota; Metazoa; Chordata; Amphibia; Anura; Pelobatidae
Source: the annotation of a GenBank genome assembly
AUGUCAUGUUUCCCAUCACAAUCAACCUAUUUUGAGUCCUCAUUCCAGUUUAUUCUUUUAUCAGAUCCCCUAUCACCUCCCUCUCUCAUCUUGGAGAACCCAGUGCAAAAGGUUGGAAAUCAUUUUCAGGUGACAUUGAACUGUUCAGUACCCGACUCUAACCUUAACAGAACCUUCCACUACUUCAGGAUAAAUGCAGAAAAUGACAACAGAAAUGCAACUGGUGUGUCUGUCUCCAUCGUUUGGCAGUUGGAGUCUAUUGAUAAUGUUGUCUUCUACUGUGAAUAUGAAGAAGACAUACAUGGAAGAAACGUCAAAUCUGGGAAGAGCAAGUAUCUCCCUGUUACACUCAAAGGUAAAUAA